Messenger RNA from Humulus lupulus (European hop), 1644 nucleotides. RefSeq names its product protein WHAT'S THIS FACTOR 9, mitochondrial. The transcript has a single exon. Gene Ontology annotation, molecular function: RNA binding. The coding region runs from base 176 to 1471 and encodes 431 amino acids. Lineage: Eukaryota; Viridiplantae; Streptophyta; Magnoliopsida; Rosales; Cannabaceae. The record is from RefSeq and is a predicted model, not a curated record.
CCCCUCACCAACUAAAAAAAAUCUGCUUUUGGUGUAAAUUCCCUUAUAUUAGGGUUUAUACCCGCUAACUCCCUAAACCAGAUAAACAAACAAGAAAGAAGCUUUAGCUUGAAUUAUCAUUCCUUCUGCACAUCACUGACUCUAAACUUAGAACCCAAAUACUCGAUUUAAAUUGAUGAACCUCAAACUGAGAAACUCUUUGCUCUCGUUCCUAAUCUCAAAUAGAUCAUACGAACCCACCAAGCUUUACCUUCUUCCUCACCAUUUCCAUCAAUGGCGAGGCAUAACCAAAGUCCGCCUCAAAUGGGUCAAGAACCGAAGCCUUGACCACAUAAUCGACAAGGAUACCGAGCUCAAAGCCGCUUGUCUUCUCAAAGAUGCCAUUAAAAGGUCCCCCACCGGCUUCCUCACCGCCAAGUCCUUUGCCGAUUGGCAGAAGCUUCUAGGCCUCACCGUCCCUGUUCUCCGGUUCAUGCGAAGGUACCCAACAAUCUUUCAUGAAUUUCCUCACGCCCAAUACUCAAAUUUGCCUUGUUUUAAAUUAACGGACACUUCACUGUUGUUAGACUCACAAGAACAGAGUAUACACCAAGCUCAAGAAAACGACGCCGUCGAGAGGCUUUGUAGACUGCUUAUGAUGACUAAAACUAGGACUUUACAGCUUAAAUCUUUGUAUCCGAUCAAAUGGGAUCUGGGUUUGCCUGAUAAUUUUGAGAAAUUAAUGGUUCCCAAAUACCCAGAUCUUUUUCGGUUCAUUAAGGCCUCAAAUGGGUUGAGCUGCUUGAGACUUUUACAAUGGCGUGAUGAGUUUGCUGUUUCGGCAUUGGAGAUGAGUAAGGAGAAUAGUGAAGUGGGGGAUGAGUAUAGGCAGUUCAAGAGAGGUCAAACGAUGUUGUCCUUUCCCAUGAGUUUUCCAAGGGGUUAUGGAGCUCAGAAGAAGGUUAGAGAUUGGAUGGAGGAGUUUCAGAAAUUACCAUACAUUUCUCCUUAUGAGGAUUCCAGGAAUAUUGAUCCCAAUAGUGAUUUAAUGGAGAAAAGAGUAGUUGGGCUUUUACAUGAGAUUUUGAACGUGACUCUUCACAAGAAGACUAAGAGAAAUUACUUGAGAGGCAUGAGAGAGGAGUUAAAUCUUCCACAUAAGUUUACAAGAAUCUUCACUAGGUAUCCUGGGAUUUUCUACUUGUCGUUGAAGUGCAAAACGACAACAGUUUCCCUUAGGGAAGGGUACCAAAGAGGGAAACUGGUGAACCCACAUCCAUUGACUCGUCUAAGAGAGAAAUUUUAUCAUGUUAUGAGAACAGGUUUGCUGUAUAGAGGUAAAGGUGAAAUCCUCCUACCAAAAGAGGGUAUUAUGCUUGACACUGGGGAGAAUGAAAGUGAGCUAGAAGAAUCUGAAGAAGAGGAAGAGGUUGACAUUGACGAUGAAGGCUCCGAGUACAUUUCUGAGUUUGAAAACUCUGAUGAAGAUUAGUACUUUCAGGUUACCAAGAAUUUUUUUUCCCCUUGAUGAUCAUCAACUUUCCCAGUUAAAAUUUCCGAGAGUAGUGACACUAGGUUGUUUCUAUCAAUUCAAGUACAAGGCUGUAUACCCAAUUGAUUUAUUAAUCAGAAAUAAGACCACAAAAACCUUAGCUUUUGUUCUUA